Monodelphis domestica (gray short-tailed opossum) is the source of this 1344-nucleotide messenger RNA. RefSeq names its product ly6/PLAUR domain-containing protein 5-like. Gene Ontology annotation, cellular component: plasma membrane. The record is from RefSeq and is a predicted model, not a curated record. NCBI's taxonomy places the organism in Eukaryota, Metazoa, Chordata, Mammalia, Didelphimorphia, Didelphidae.
ACGGGGGAGGAGGGAGGAGGGAGGAAUGAAGAAAAGAAUCUGGACCUGGACCUGAAGUACCAUUCUUGGCUUCUCCUUCAUCAUGAACCUUCCUACAUCGCUGCUCAGCCUCUUGCUGAGCCUGACAGGUGCCUGGGCUCUUCAGUGCUACAGUUUGGAACGUGUCUUCACGGGUCCUUUUGAUCUAUCCGGCCUCUCGAUCCCCACUGUGACCUGUGGUUCACGACAAAAGACCUGCCUGGAGGCAGUGACUUCCAUGAGUACAGGUUACGGAAAAUCAGUGACCCUGGUGAAAAAGGGCUGUUCUGAUGUCAAAGACGUGAUGGAUGUAGUACCAGGCAGGAAAUCACUGCCUCCUGACUACACCAGGGUCCGUCAGUGCCAGGAGGAUCUGUGCAACCACCAGAUUGACAGCCAAGACAGCAUCCCCAACCUCAGCCCAGUCCCAGAUCCUGCAGAGCUCAGUGGCACCAAGUGUUGGGCCUGCAUCAGUACCAAGGCUGAGGACUGUGAGCUCCAGAACUCCAGCAACAUCGACUGUUAUAAGAACCAGAGUGUGUGCUUCCAGGGUCAAGGCUCCCUGAACAUUGGAAACUUCUCCACCUCCAUCUAUUUGAGGACAUGCCUUGAACCCACAUGCACGGUGACUGGGACCACCACUUUGUGGUCAAACAGCUUCCUCAAAGGCUCCUGCUGUGGGGAGAACUUCUGUAACAAUGGCUCCUACAGACAAGUGAACCACGUCACUGAUGCUCCCUCCUCCCAUGCCCCUGACCUCGUGGGUCUCCCACUGUUCCUGACCAUCUCCUUUCUGUUAGGGCCACUGAGAGAAGCCCUGGUUUCCCUUUGAUCUUGAGGCCUUCAAGGAUUUGCUGAGAGAGCCUUAAAUCCUCAAGCCUGGGACCUGAGCAGGUGCCACUGCAGAGGAGGUGAUUCUCCAGCCUCUGGGAGAAUCCAUCCAGUGAAGGGGAGCUCACUCUCUCUUGGCAAUCCAUUCUACUCUAGGCAGGGUGGGUUAUUAAGAAGGACUUCUUCCACAGAUUGGCUAACAUAACAGCAAAGGAAAGUAAUGAAUGCUGGAGGGGAUGUGGCAAAGUAGGGACAUUAAUUCAUUGCUGGUGGAGUUGUGAACUGAUCCAGCCAUUCUGGAGGGAAAUUUGGAACUAUGCCCAAAGGGCGACAAAAGAAUAUCUACCCUUUGAUCCAGCCAUAGCACUGCUGGGUCUGUACCCCAAAGAGAUAAUGGACACAAAGACUUGUACAAAAAUAUUCAUAGCUGCGCUCUUUGUGGUGGCCCAAAAAUGGAAAACGAGGGGAUGCCCAUCAAUUGGGGAAUGGCUGAGC